Molecule: messenger RNA, 1174 nt
Organism: Papilio xuthus (Asian swallowtail)
Lineage: Eukaryota; Metazoa; Arthropoda; Insecta; Lepidoptera; Papilionidae
Product: epoxide hydrolase 3
Exons: 6
Coding region: 81-1100 (339 amino acids)
Molecular function (GO): catalytic activity
Source: RefSeq, a predicted model, not a curated record
AGGGGCAAAACGCGUUUUUCAGUAUUCGCGCGAUACGGACGCGCGCGAACGACUGUUGUGUGAUUAAAUAUUUCUUUAAAAUGAGUUUCACUGCUAUUCAACGUUUUUUCGUAUCGAACUUUUUAACCGUGUAUUAUAGCGUUUUAAUUUUAUUUAGUUUUUUAUUGACUUUUUUGAGGAAUCCCUUAAAAAAUCCUUGGGAACAAAAAUUGGUAUUAGUACCACCAGCAAGACUUAGCGACUCAAAGUACGGUGUACAUAAAUAUGUGAAGGCAAAUGAUAUAAAACUACAUUAUGUUGAAAGCGGCGAUCCUAAUAAGCCACUUAUGCUGUUUCUGCACGGAUUUCCAGAGUUUUGGUACUCCUGGCGACAUCAGAUUGUGGAAUUUAAUAAAGAUUACUGGUGUAUUGCUGUCGACAUGCGGGGGUACGGAGACUCGGAGAGGCCGGAGGAAGUGUCCGCCUACAAAAUAGACCUACUAGUGGAAGACGUGCGAGAUCUCAUGCGGAAAUUGGGUCGCAACAAAUGUAUCCUGGUGUCUCACGACUGGGGCGGUCUGAUAGCUAGCAAAUUCCGUGACACUCAUCCUGACGCAUUGGACGCGGUCAUACUAUUGGGAAGUACGACCAGGGAAGCAUGGAGCCACGAAAUAUGGAAUAAUCCUGAUCAGAAAAAGAAGUCCUGGUAUACAUUUUUCUACCGCAUGCCGAAAUUGCCUGAGCUGAUGUUGCAAAUGAACGAUCUUCAGAUUUUCGAUAAAGUGUUGAGACGACAAGAAAAUUACGUUGAUGAUAGUGACAUCGAAUGUUAUAAAUAUUGGUUUAGAAAACAAGUUGCACUUACGCCGCCUAUUAACUACUAUAGAGCAAAUUUCCAAUUGACUUUUCCUGAUAAAUAUAAGGAUGAAAAUGUUCCAAUGAUUGUAGCCAACGGCGAAAAAGACCCCUACAUAGUUCCCAGUAUCUUGGAACGUAUAAAAACAGAAUAUAAAUACAUUGAAACAGUGCUUGUGGAAGACGCAUACCAUUUCUUACAACAAGAAUCACCGGGGAAAGUCAACAAGAUUAUACGAGAUUUUCUUCUAAAAAAUAAAUUGUAAAAUCAUCAAGGAAAGUUUGUAAUAAUUUUUACCAAAGUUAGUUUUGCAUAAAAUGCAUAGAUAAAAAUGUUUUA